AAUCGAAUGUUUUCCUUGUGUUCGCUUUGCCAGUUUGUACAUGGUUAUAUUGUCGUAAUUAUUAACUUUGAGCAUUAUGGUGACUGCACUGUCUCGAAGUGUUCAGAUCAAAAUGGAAGGUAGCUUAGGGGUUUCUCCCUCUGUUGAUCAAAAUGUCCACGAUUCACCCAUUCAGAAACCAAAUCACCGACCUGUGAUGGCAUGUAAUGAUAUGAAUAGAUUUAGUCCUCAGAAUAGUACAGACAACACUUCAAGUUGUUCUAUGUCUAAAGCUCUUCCGAUGGAUAGAUUAGUUUCAAAGGUUGGAUUUGCAAACUUGCCCAACCAAAUACACAGAAAAGCUGUUCGGCGGGGUUUUGUGUUUAAUCUUAUGAUUACCGGGAUCUCUGGGCUUGGAAAGUCCACUUUCAUUAACUCCUUAUUUUGCACGGAUAUGUACAAUGCUGAUUACCCUGGUCCAUCAAAACGAUCCUAUUCUUCUGGAACUUGUGUGGAUUCAAGGACGUUCGCAUUGAGUGAAGCCAACGUUUCUCUCAUAUUGACCAUAAUUGAUACUCCAGGCUUUGGUAGUGAACUAGAUAAUUCUGCAAGCUGGAAACCUCUAGUAAAACAUAUCGAUUCUCGUUUCGAAUCUUAUCUUCGAGCUGAACUAAAUGUCUCUCGUAUAACAGUCGGAUCUGGAGCAACAUAUCAACCAGGCCUACCUAAUGACCAACGAGUUCAUUUGUGUUUAUACUUUAUUUCUCCUAAUGGGCAUGGUUUGCAUCAACUAGAUAUAGAAACACUCAAACAGCUACACAACAGAGUAAAUGUAGUCAUUAUUAUUGGUAAAGCGGAUAGUCUUACACCAGAUGAAUGUUCUCAGUUUAAACAAACAAUUCUACAAGAGUUAUACAAUCACAAUAUUAAAUUAUACGAUUUUCCUGAAUCGGUUGCUAAAUUAGGUGGUGCUGAUGAGUCAUAUUCAGUCAAUGAAAUUCGUCAGGCUCGAGGACGUCAACCAUUUGCAGUGGUCACCAGUAAUAAUCUUGUUACUCUACCGGAUGGUAGGAAGGUAUACGGUCGAUCUUAUCCAUGGGGGGUUGUUGAAUGUGACAAUCUUGCACACAAUGAUUUUAAUGCAUUAAAGCAUUUACUAAUGAGUGUUCAUUUGCAGGAUUUAAUCGAUAUGACACACCACGUACACUAUACAAAUUAUUUUUCAUCACGUCUAACAAGUAUUGCUGAAGCAAGUAAAUUUUUAGCUACAGAAGAUAGUCGUGAACCUUUAAGUCAAUUAGAAACGGAACGUUUAGCGCAUCAGCGUAAAUUGGCUAAAUUAGAGUCUGAAAUGGAGAAUGUUUUUGAACAAAAGGUUCAUGAACGUACAAAUAAAUUAAUUGAAACAGAACGUGAUCUCGUGGAACGUGCUGAACAAUCAGAGAAACACUUAUUAACACAGUUAACCGAGUUUGAGAAACGUAGACAAGAAUUUGAAGAUGAACGUGCUAUUUGGGAAUCAGAAAAUCGGGAAUCUUUAGAAGCUCUUCAUAUUACACCGGACCGAGGUGAUUUUAUAAAGGAUAAAUUUCGAAUUAAACGUAAGGGAUUAUUUUAAUUUUCAAAAAGAUGUGCUUUUUGAGAGAAUUCCUGUGAUUUUUGUGACUUGUUAAAUUAGGAAAGAGUUUUUUGCUUCAUUUAAUUAUUACAUAUGCACACACACGAUACCUGUGAUCAAGUUUUUUUUUUAAAUACUGACAAACUCAACAGAUCAAGACAAAGUGUAGUUUUAGCUUGUAUACUACUUAAAAUGCUCAUCCUACUUAUAUACAUACAUCAAUAUACGUUCACAUUAAUGUAAUAUAAGGAUUCCCACUGGCUACAUUUUUUUGUGCACCGCCUAUAUUGUCUUCCUUUAUUCAAUAAAGAUAAUUCAUUGAACAACUAAAAAUAGAAUGGAACUAUUAUCUUUUACAUUAAAACUAUUGUUAAUGUUUAUGCUUGCCUUUACACCUUAUUAUUGUUCAAUUAUGAUUUCAGUAAAACGAAGUAAUUUUCUUA
Messenger RNA from Schistosoma haematobium, 2040 nucleotides. RefSeq names its product Septin-7. Gene Ontology annotation, cellular component: microtubule cytoskeleton; septin ring; cell division site. The record is from RefSeq and is a predicted model, not a curated record. Gene Ontology annotation, biological process: cilium assembly; cytoskeleton-dependent cytokinesis. NCBI's taxonomy places the organism in Eukaryota, Metazoa, Platyhelminthes, Trematoda, Strigeidida, Schistosomatidae. The coding region runs from base 77 to 1597 and encodes 506 amino acids. Gene Ontology annotation, molecular function: GTP binding; molecular adaptor activity; GTPase activity. The transcript has 7 exons.